This is a messenger RNA of Trichomycterus rosablanca, 3268 nucleotides long. RefSeq names its product sialic acid acetylesterase (gene siae). Lineage: Eukaryota; Metazoa; Chordata; Actinopteri; Siluriformes; Trichomycteridae. Gene Ontology annotation, molecular function: sialate O-acetylesterase activity. The record is from RefSeq and is a predicted model, not a curated record. The transcript has 10 exons. Gene Ontology annotation, biological process: carbohydrate metabolic process. Bases 13 to 1530 code for a protein of 505 amino acids.
CUGUGCAGGACGAUGCAGGUUGCAGUUCGUGUUACAGUGUUGUUCAGUGUGUUUGCUGUCUGUGUAGGUAAUGAAUUUCACUUUGCCUCCUAUUAUGGAGACCACAUGGUGUUACAGAGAGCUCCAGAAAGAGCGGUGGUGUGGGGGUUUGGUACAACUGAUUCUGAGGUUCAGCUGACUUUAUCAGGAUCACAGAAUAAAAUUCAUUCUGUUCAGUCUGUUCCUGUUUUUAAUGGAAUUUGGAAGGUAAUUCUGGACCCACUUCAGGCUGGUGGACCGUAUAAUCUGACUGCUGUACAAAGUGGAAGUUCUGGUGCCAAGAUUGUACUCACAGAUGUGAUGUUUGGAGAUGUAUGGUUAUGUGGUGGACAGAGCAACAUGGCCUUUACUCUUGCUCAGGUGUACAAUAGCUCAGAGGAGCUGGCUUUGGCCUCUGAGUUUCCGGAUGUGAGGAUCUUCCAGGCUGCGCUGGAACAGAGCAAGAUUGAGUUGAAGGAUUUGGCUGGGGUGGAGGUUCCAUGGUCACAACCCACACCAGAACUCCUUGGAGGAAAGGAUUUCAGCCACUUCUCAGCUGUGUGCUGGUUGUUUGGACGUUACCUUUAUGAGAAGCUGAAGUAUCCGAUAGGAUUAGUGGAGUCGUGUUGGAGUGGAACUCCUAUAGAGGCCUGGUCCUCACCAAGAGCUCUGCGUGAGUGUGGACUAAACAUCUCUAAGAACAGUGGUGACCAGGAUAAACUGUGGAGUAGUUCAGUGUUAUGGAAUGCCAUGAUCCAUCCUCUGCUCAACAUGACCAUCAAGGGAGCCAUCUGGUACCAAGGUGAAGCCAACACGCAGUAUAACCAGGACAAAUACUCCUGCACUUUUCCUGCCCUCAUCAGUGAUUGGAGGAUGGCAUUCCACACGGGCUCAGAGGGUCAGACUGCACCAGACUUUUCUUUCGGAUUUGUACAGCUGUGUACCUAUAGGAGGAUCACCCAUGACGGCUUUCCUGAGAUCCGCUGGCACCAGACUGCAGAUUAUGGCUUUGCUCCUAAUGAACGCAUGAAGAAAACCUUCAUGGCUGUAACUAUAGACUUACCAGAUGAAACUUCACCCUGGGGCAGCAUUCACCCUAGAGACAAACAGGAUGUUGCGUUCAGGCUGGUUUUAGGAGCACAAGCUGUAGCCUACGAGAAGACAGAGGUGUCCUUUCAGGGUCCAUUUCCCAGAACAGUCCAGAUCAGCCCAUCCUACCUAAUCAUCACCUUUAAUCAGAGAAUCACAGCCACGCUCUCUAAUGACACAUUUGAGAUCUGCUGCUUUGAGGAGAAGACAACAUGUGAAGCAGAUUCUCUGUGGUUUCCUGUUCCGAUGAAAGACCACGGCACUGACUAUAUUUUGCUAUCAGUAGAAAAGUGUCCUGUUGACCGUGUAGCUGCUGUACGUUAUGCCUGGACUGACUGGCCGUGUAAAUUUAAAUCAUGUCCGAUCUACAGUGCAGAUGGAGUUUUACCUGCCCCACCUUUUAUCCUUAACCACUGGCCAUAGCCCAGCUUCUAAAUCUGCAUCAGGUAGUUAUUAUGUACAUACUGUAUGUAGUUCAUUUAAAAAUGAAACCUUCUACACAUCUUGCACUAGCAGGACGGGAAGACAGAAUAAGAAACAAGAAAUAAUAAACACAUUGGGAGGAUAGAAGAUAAAAAGCUCUUUAAUAACUACAUUUCUAAUCAAGAUUUUUGGACAAAGAUGUUUGUGUUCCACUUAUUUAGUUACAGCAAAUGAUCAGCUGCAGAAAUUGUUAAAAUGCUAAGUCUGUAAUGGAAUACCUGUCUCUUGUCAAGUGAACAAACGUACUGUAUAAUAACUGUGUUUUGGGUUUCUGUAAUGUUACUGCACUAAUAACCAGCAGGUGGCAGUGUUGUCCUAGUAUGCAUUAUGUACAGUACAUAAGUUACAGUAUUUUGUACAGCAGCACAUUUACAUUUUCGGCAUUUAGCAGACUCCUGUAUCCAAAGCGACUUACAGUACUGUGACAGCAUACUGUCGAAGCAAUUGAGGAUUAAGGGCCUUGCUCAAAGGCCCAACAGUGGCAGCCUGACAGUUGUGAGGCUUGAACCAGCGACCUUGUGAUUACUAGUCCAGUACCUUAACCACUAGGCUACAACUGUUUAUCAACUGCCUAUUAAUUAUCAAGUUAGUUCGGAAUGAGGACCAAAUUACAAAAACGAUACUAGAUGAGCGAACAGUUGUGUGUCAGAGUUCUCGUGGAUCGUCUUAAAAUGUCUUUUACUGCACUGUUAGAACAAAUUAUUUCAUUUUUACUUUGUAUUGCUCUGUCGGAUUUGGGUCAUUGCACAAGGUCAGCCAUGAUACAUUGCUUGCAGAGCAAAAGGGGUUAGCGGCCUUGCUCGAGGGUCCAACUGUACCUGGUAGGUGGAACUGGAAUUUCAACUGUCAUCUUUCAACUGAUAGCCCUGAGCCCUAACCACUAAACCAUCAACGGCCUGAAUGAUAAACGCAAAUGUCUGUUUUCUGAGCUCUUCUAUGUAUAUAAGUGGGAAAGAAAAAAAUAUAGAUAAAAAUGAGAUGUUAUUUAUUGGACCCUUGAGUACACUCCUGACCUCUGCUGCAUGGACUAGAUUCUUUCUUAAUUGUAAGACACCUUGAGAGAAGUUGUUUUUAAUAAAAAUAAAUGUACACUACGAAGGUGUAGUGAUAAAAUACAUUAGGUCAACUAUGGAUUUGAACUCCGGAUCUCAGCAGAGCUAUUGGUGAACUGGGUGUCUACACAGACAAAUGGCUAUGUCUGAGGGAGGGGCAGCUGAACACCCUAGCCACUAGGCGCACUUUUCAGUGCGUUCGCAGCGCCGGUCCCAAACCCAGAUAAAAUAAAAAGGUUUGCGUCGGAAAGUGCAUCAGACCUAAAAAUGUGCCAAAUCUGGUAUGCAGAGCAGAAUGAUCCCCUGUGCCGACACCUAAAAAUAUACAAGCAGCGGGAAAAAUGGAAUUUAUUUUCUUAUUUAAUAAAUUUUGAGCGAAUAUACAAGCUUUUUUAAUUAUGUAUUUAUAAACAUGACAAAGACAAGUGUUCCUAAUAAAGUAAGCUUGGUGGCGCUGGUGGAAGUUUUGGGCUUAUGCUCUUAUCAUAGGAUAUAAGGUAUACAAGUAUAAAAAUAUCCAAACUUGUAGUGUCUUGAUGUAGUAUCUAUAGGUGCUGUGUUUUGCUAAUAACAGUAAUAAACCAACUGUAAUAAUUAGGUCAGAUUUAACACUGACAAAACCUGUA